Molecule: messenger RNA, 1248 nt
Organism: Polypterus senegalus (gray bichir)
Lineage: Eukaryota; Metazoa; Chordata; Cladistia; Polypteriformes; Polypteridae
Product: leukocyte immunoglobulin-like receptor subfamily A member 2
Exons: 6
Coding region: 31-1068 (345 amino acids)
Biological process (GO): cell surface receptor signaling pathway
Molecular function (GO): transmembrane signaling receptor activity
Source: RefSeq, a predicted model, not a curated record
UGCUCACUGUUCCUUAAGGACAAGAGCAGCAUGCAGAACUUUGACUUUUACCUUGUGAUCUGCCUGACUGUGGUGAUGUUCUCGUUCCAGUGUGAAGGAUAUCCAAAGGCAAGUCUGACACUCAAGAGUGACAGAAACACUGUGUAUAUUGGGGACACAAUAACUCUACAGUGCUGCUCUGAGUUGAGCUUUACUGACUGGACAUAUCAUUUUUACAAAGGAGAUGAAGGAAGUUCAAGCAGUCUUAUUAAAGUAACCAGUGAACACAGUUACACCAUAAAGUCUGUGAAUCAGUCUGACAGUGGAGUUUACAUCUGUGAUGCCUACAGACACAUUCCUCCUCGUGUCCUACUGCCAAGCAGUCCUUUUAACCUGAUUGUCCAGGGAAAUCCAAAGGUGACACUGAUGCUAAAGAGUGGCAGAAACACUGUGUACAUUGGGGACACAGUGACUCUGGAGUGUAGUAUUGAUGGUGUCUUUACUUACUGGACAUAUCACUUUUACAGAGGAGGUGAAGGAAGCUGGAAGAGUCCCAUUAAAGAAGCCAGUGGACACAGUUACACCAUAAAGUCUGUGGAUCAGUCUGACAGUGGAGUGUACUGCUGUUACGCCAGCAGAGUUCGUUCUUCUCAGGUCUCAUAUCAAAGCAAUCCUGUAAACCUGACUGUCCAGGAGAGGACAGUCAAACUUGAAAUAAAGUCAAGAUAUGCAAGUGGGCCGAUAUUUGAAGGUGGUCAUGUCAGCCUGCACUGUUGUGUUGAUGGAGAUCCUGUUGGGUGGACAUUUGAGCUGCAUAAGAGAGGAGACCGAAGCUCUUACAAAGCAGAAAUGAACAGCACCUUCACCAUCAGCCCUGUGACUCUCUCAGACAGAGGGGAGUACUGGUGUCGAGCUGGGAAAGGAGAUCUUUACUCAAGGACGAGUGGCCCUGUUCAGUUAGAUGUGUCAGUGGAUUGUUCGACAGAGAAUGGCAUUAAACUGGGAAUAUCAGGACUGGUUCUGAUUAUUCUACUGAUCUUAGUGAGUGAAUAUUUUUGGGUUAGAAUUUAUGCUUCCAGAUCAAAUUAAAUGGCCUGUGCUCCCAGACCAGCAGCAAGGAGAAGGUGACCUGAAAUUGUGAAGAAAAUUGAGGUGACAUUCCUGGUGAUGACAAAACCUCUGGGAUGGGUGAAUUCAGUCCUGUGACAAUUUCCUUGUUUCAUUUCUACAAUUGAUUUAAAGUACUGUUUUAACUAAGACAAUCUGGAA